Moneuplotes crassus is the source of this 2160-nucleotide messenger RNA. NCBI's taxonomy places the organism in Eukaryota, Ciliophora, Spirotrichea, Euplotida, Euplotidae. The record is from the annotation of a GenBank genome assembly.
AUAAUAUUUGUGAAAGAAAUGGACAAGAAAUCCAAAGCUUCAAAGAAACCUUUUGCUUACAAGUCGCAAGGCCAGAAUAGUAUUCCCCAGCGUUCAGAAGUUGCUUAUUCGCCUGGUUCCGAAACUUCCAGUGUCAGGAGUAGUGAUGGUGGAAUGAGUGGAGAAAGAGUCAAGGUAGCAGUUAGGAUCAGACCACUGAUGAAGCACGAGAAGGGACAUAAAUAAUAACAUUGAGACUGAAAACAUGAAGAAAAUAUAUUUCAAAUCUGCUGACUCCAACACUCGAGCUUAUCGUUUCAAUGCUGUCCUUCCUUGAGAGACCACUCAGGAUCAAGUUUUUGAAAAUUGUAAUAUAGGUGGCCUCAUAGACUCUGCCAUGGAUGGUUAUAGUGCCACUAUAUUCGCUUAUGGGCAGACCGGUAGCGGCAAAACUUACACAAUGGCUGGUGAUGAAAAGCGUCUCGGAGUCGAAGAAUGGAAGAGUCAUGAAGGAGAAGGUAUUAUUCCUAGAUGAGUUAAUUACAUGUGGCAGCAAAUGACAAACAGGAAUGAGCAGUUUUAUGUAAAAGCUUCAUUUGCAGAAAUCUAUAAAGAACAAAUACAAGAUUUACUCAACCCAUCAAGUGGAAUUCUUCAUUGUAGAUGGAAUGCCCAAAACGGUUUCUUUGUAGAAGACCUCGUAGUAGUGGAAUGCACCACUAAGUACGACCUGCUAGCUGUUCUGCAUGAAGGAAUUAAAAAUAGAAAAACAGGGUACCAUAAUUUGAAUCCAGACUCUUCAAGAUCUCACUCCAUCCUGACAGUUUAUCUCAUCUCUGAAACUAAAAAUGAUCAUGAUAUUUAUAAGAAGUAUGGGAAAAUCUCAUUUGUUGAUCUUGCAGGAUCAGAGAGGCUCAAGGAAACUGAGUCUAAAGGAGAGAUGCUCAAAGAAACUGGAAACAUUAAUAAAUCAUUGUUCAUUCUUGGCAAAGUUAUAUCAUGCUUAUCAGACAGAAAGGGGUACUCAAACGCUCACAUUCCUUACAGAGAUUCGAAACUCACAAUGCUGUUGAUGGAUUCUCUAGGUGGGUCUUCUAAAGCACUCAUGAUUGCCUGUAUUUCUCCAUCAGAAGUAUACACUGAUGAAACCCAAAGCACUCUGAACUACGCUACUCGAACAAUGAAUAUUAAGAACAAGCCUGUUAUCAGAAUGGAUGCGAAAGAGCAAGUAAAAUUCAAUUUAAAAAGAGAAGUGCAACUGCUCCGGUUGCAAAAUAAUUUCUUGAAGCAGGAACUAUGAAAGCUCACUGGUGAGAGUCAUAUUGAAGUCCCUGAUGUCUCCGAGCUAAAUCAUUUAGUGGGAGGAAGCCUCCCUACCAUGGAGGGAGGCAUGCUCCCUUCUAUUCAUAGAGGUAAAGACAGGGGUCAAAUCUCUCAAUCCUUUGACUCAAAAUCAAUGAUGUCAGAUAAGCCAUCUAAGAUGCUUAAAAAUGGGAAAAGUGGGUUCGCAAUGAUGUCUCGAGAUUUCGAAGCAGAAACUAAAGGAAAAGAAGAUAUACAAGAACUUGAUGGAGAACUCGCUCUACUCAGACAAGAGAAUGCGCAAAUGAGAUACCAAAGAGAACUGAUGAACAGAGAAUUUGAAACAAUGAUGUAUGAAAAUAAUGGGUUGUACUCAAAGCUAGCUAAUUUGGAAAAAGUCUUUAUUGGUGAGUCAAUCACAUCAGAAAUGGGAGAGAACGGAGAUGUGAGCGAUAGUGACGGAUCAUCCUCAAGUAAAAGAUAUAGCCACUCCCUCCUUGUCUCUGAGAACAAUGAACUUAGAGCGAGGAUUGAGAAUGUAGAGCAAGAGAAAAUUGACUUGAAGGGAACUCUAAUCCAAAUUGAAGGUGAACAUACCCCCUCUACGAGAUCGACUAGAGAAGAAUCUAAUGACUAUGAUCCUCAAAACGUUCGUAAUGCAUUGCAUAUAAAGCAGGUAAAAUCUGACUUAGAAGAGCAGAUACAGUUAGCGCAAAGCAGAGUGAAUCAGAUUACUGAGAAGUUAUUGGACUCUUACCCUAAGCCAUCAAGUUCAUCAAGUAAGAAGUCUUCAUCUUCUUCCUACAUGAGAUUUAAGAAGUCAAUGAAUAAGUAACAAAAGCUUUUUGAUUAAUUAACUAAUUCGUAAAUAUUCAAUUA